Xenopus tropicalis (tropical clawed frog) is the source of this 2688-nucleotide messenger RNA. It is a transcript of the gene bap1, whose product is annotated as BRCA1 associated deubiquitinase 1. Gene Ontology annotation, biological process: ubiquitin-dependent protein catabolic process. Gene Ontology annotation, cellular component: cytoplasm; nucleus. Lineage: Eukaryota; Metazoa; Chordata; Amphibia; Anura; Pipidae. Gene Ontology annotation, molecular function: cysteine-type deubiquitinase activity. The record is from RefSeq and is marked provisional.
GGCUUGUGGGAAUGUCACAUGACACACGGGCGGCAAGAACCAAACGACAUGAAAUGCUUCCGGCGCACUUUGAUGAGGUCAUAGUCUCGGAGACAUGGAUAUGGCAACAUGAAUAAAGGCUGGCUAGAGCUGGAAAGCGAUCCAGGACUUUUUACCCUGCUGGUUGAAGAUUUUGGUGUAAAAGGGGUGCAGGUUGAGGAGAUCUAUGACCUUCAGAGCAAGUGCCCAGGGCCAGUCUAUGGCUUUAUCUUUCUAUUCAAAUGGAUAGAGGAGCGUCGAUCGCGCAGGAAAGUCUCCACUUUGCUGGAUGAUACCUCCGUUAUGGAAGAUGAAGUUGUCAACAACAUGUUCUUUGCCCAUCAGCUGAUCCCUAAUUCAUGUGCUACCCACGCCCUUCUGAGUGUGUUGCUGAACUGUAGUGGGGUUCACCUGGGGCCCACACUGAGCCGGAUCAAGGAAUUCACCAAAGGAUUCAGCCCAGAGAGCAAAGGGUAUGCAAUUGGGAAUGCUCCGGAACUGGCAAAAGCUCACAACAGCCAUGCCAGACCAGAGCCCCGUCACCUGCCUGAGAAGCAGAAUGGGAUCAGUGCUGUCCGCACCAUGGAAGCUUUUCACUUUGUCAGUUAUGUUCCUAUUAAAGGACGGCUUUUUGAGCUUGAUGGCCUUAAAGUCUACCCUAUUGACCAUGGCCCCUGGGCAGAGGAUGAAGAAUGGACAGACAAGGCUCGCAGAGUGAUCAUGGAGAGGAUCGGACUGGCUACAGCAGGGGAGCCGUAUCAUGACAUUAGGUUUAACCUGAUGGCAGUGGUGCCAGAUCGAAGGCUAAAAUAUGAGAGCAAGCUUCACAUUUUAAAGAUGAACAGACAGACUGUGCUGGAAGCAUUGCAACAGUUGAUAAGAGUAACUCAGCCAGAACUAAUUCAGGCCCAGAAGCCUACGGAGGGCCAGAGCACAGAAGAAACAAAGAGUGCUGCUCUGAAGGCUCCAGUAUCCCAGGAGAGCCACCGGGCACACCAUGGAUCCCAUAGAAGUGCCACAGACGUCGGUGCAGAGCCACCCGGGGCGCUAAUCCGAGGCCCUGUUAUGUCUGCGUAUAGUAAACCCAACUCCCUAGCCCAGAAUGGUGGUACUGUAGCUGCACCGGCUUCAAGACUGCCAGCCUUCCUUGAUAACCAUAACUAUGCCAAGUCACCUAUGCAGGAGGAGGAAGACUUGGCUGCUGGGGUGGGCAGGUCGCGGGGUGUCCCUCCACCUGCUCCAGACACAGAUGAAGAGGAAGAAGAGGAAACUGAGAAUGUUAGAAGACCUCUCACACCUCCGGGGUUCAAGAGAAGAAGUUCAGAGCCUUUGCCUCCCCCGCCAGGGCCUGAACCUGGUGUUUUGGCAGAGAAACUAAAAGAGACACAGAGGGAUUUGUGCUCCCCCCUUUCUAUAAAGACAGGAGCCCCUACUGCUCCCCACUCUCAGCCUUCCCCUACUCCAAGCAAUGAAAGCACAGACACUGCCUCAGAAAUUGGUAGUGCUUUCAACUCACCACUUCGUUCUCCUUUAAGAUCUGCCAACCCAACCCGUCCUUCCAGUCCUGUUACCUUGCAUCUCUCCAAAGUUCUCUUUGGUGAGGAGGAACCACUUCUGCGCCUUGACUGUGUGCGCUAUAACAGAGCAGUGAGGGAACUGGGACCACAUAUCAGCACUGGGAUUCUGCAUUUGAGCAAGGAUGGGUACCUGUGCCCACUCAGCAGGCUGGAAACAGGUAAAGUAUCCCCCAAGGGCAACAAAGUAGAGGAGCCAAGAGAGAGUUCCGAGCCAGACACAGAGCGCAGCAGAGUCACAGAAGUUCCACAAGGGGAAAAAUUCUCUCCUAAGGAGCUGCUAGCAUUGCUGAAGUGUGUUGAAGCCGAAAUCUCUUCAUCCGAAGCCUGUCUGAGGGAAGAACUAGAGAAACGCAAAAAAUUUAAGAUUGAUGACCAAAGACGGACUCAUAACUAUGACGAAUUUAUCUGUGCAUUCAUCUCAAUGUUGGCUCAGGAAGGGAUGCUGGCAAGCUUGGUGGAGCAGAAUAUCUCUGUGCGGAGACGUCAGGGGGUCAGCAUUGGCCGACUGCACAAACAGAGGAAGCCUGACCGGCGCAAGCGAUCCCGCCCUUACAAGGCCAAGAGACAGUAGGGAACCCAGAGCUAUGGGUUAUGUGUCAUCACUGACAAGUAACUGUAGAAAGAGCCGAUAGCUGUGCUGUAGAUAAUUCCAUUCCCGGGUGCUACAAUAUCUGGCUUUUAAACUCGUUAAAUAAUAGUGAACUGCAUUUCACACCCAGUGUUUGGGUCUAUGUGUUUAGUGAUCUGACCUUUCUCUUAUGUAUACAAUGCUCUGUGUAUAUGAUGUACAUAGCCAGUUUUUUUAUACCCUCUUAUAAAUACUUUGUUAUCUAAGUUCUGUAUAAGAUUCAGUGGCUUGUGCAUUCACUUUCACAUUGCACAACACGUUUCUCUUUUAUUCAGUGUCUGGAAUAUUGUCUUUUAUGAAGAUGAUAUAACUUGUUUUCUUUAUUGGCUGUAGCCUUGAAGUGAAUCAUGUUCAGAAAUGCUGGGUUACAACCCACUUUCAGUUAUUGUAGCCAUGUCACUAAACGUUCAUAAGAGCUGCUGGUGUAACAGCAUUUUCAUCAUGAAAUAAACAAUGAAGUAAUAA